AUGCCAAAACAAUCAAAAAAAUCACACCGCCAUAUCAAUGGUGUGACUUCUGAUCCAAUUGAGUCAAAUCAGACUAAAAAUAAAACAAAAUUGUCACCUAAUUCAAAAAAUCAAUUUAGAAUUGGACCAAAUUUUUGUAAAACAAUUCACGUUUCAUCUGUUUAUAUUGAAUAUAUAAAUCAACAGUUAACUCCAAAAAUAAUAGCCAGAGUAGACAAGGGUUUUAAUUUAGUCAAUGAUACUUGGUGUAAUUACAGAGGAAACCAGAUUUAUGUUGUUGCAAGUUUUGAAUUUGAAGAAUAUGAUAUCAAUGAUACUACAUUAAUUGCAAACAAUAAGUUUUAUACAAUAGUUGAUGGAAUUAGGUAUGACGUUAAUCGAUUUGGUAUCAGGUUAAACGUAGAAAGUUUGAAUGAAAAUCAAAACAUCACCUUAAGUCAAAAAGCAACAGCUAAAGAAAAACGACAAUUUUAUGAACCAACCAUUGUAUAUUCAAUUCCUGGGUCUAUUCCUAGUCAUGUUGAAGUUAAAGGACUUAGUAACAAGCAAAAAGGAGAUACUUUAAAAAGAUUGACAACCAUUGAUUACAAUCAAUUCAGUAUUCAAAGCAAUAGUAAUUCCUUAUUGUCCAAUUAUGAAAAUAGUGUACCAUUCAACACAACAGCUGUUUUUGAUAGGAUACAAUUCAAAAUAAAGGGUAGCAAACGUAUUAAGAUCAAUAUGCCUGAACAAGAAAAUGCCAUGUUGCAAGUUCAAUUAAUUGCUGAAAUGGAAGAUAAAAAAAGUUAUGCAGUAAUUGCAAUAGCAAAUACACCACCAUUAAGCAUCAAGACUAAAACACCUUCAUCAUAUAACUUACCUCCAAUAGAAGGUAGUAGUUCAAAACACCAAGUUUUAGGUAGAAUUAAAAAUACCCUGAGUUUUAAUAAUAUUCAACAACAACAACUUGUAUCAUCUCCAAUAAAUGUCAUGAGAAACAAUGAAAAUAAGGAAAAUAUUGAUCAAAAUUUAUCGAAAGUUUUUAGCUUGAAUUCAAAGUCCAAACUCAAAAAUUAUCAAGAAAGUGUCAAAUUCGAUGAUAAUGGAUCUAAACCCCUCAAUGAACACUUAUCUGGUAACCAAUUUAAUCAAUCAGUUAAAUCUUGUUUUAAAAUCAUUGAUGAUUAUGAAACCAGUUCACAACAAAUAUUUACACCACAACUGCUUGAUCCAUUGUAUUAUUUAAACCAAAUUAAUACAACAAUAGCCGCACCAGUUACUACCCAAAAUCCUUCUUCAAGUUUUUCCGAAAAUUUCUAUAAAUAUGAAACUGAUAAGAUUGUCCAAUAUGUCAGACCUUCAACUACUACCGAAGAUUUUACAUGUGAAUUUGAUUCAUUUUUUGAUGAUAGAAAUUUUAUAACUCCUGGAAAAAUAGCUAAAGAUGACGACCACUAA
This is a messenger RNA of Lodderomyces jiufengensis, 1437 nucleotides long. RefSeq lists its product as uncharacterized. The transcript has a single exon. Gene Ontology annotation, cellular component: nuclear chromosome. Gene Ontology annotation, biological process: meiotic cell cycle; positive regulation of transcription by RNA polymerase II. Bases 1 to 1437 code for a protein of 478 amino acids. Gene Ontology annotation, molecular function: DNA binding; DNA-binding transcription factor activity. The record is from RefSeq and is a predicted model, not a curated record. Lineage: Eukaryota; Fungi; Ascomycota; Pichiomycetes; Serinales; Debaryomycetaceae.